AAACCUCAUCAGAGUCUCCUCUGCUGGUCUCUCGCUGUGCUGGGCUGUCAGAGAUGGGCAAGCAAGAAGCGAAACCCUGGCCUUAAAAUCCCCAAAGAAGCGUUUGAACAACCUCAGACCAGUUCCACGCCACCUCGAGACUUAGACUCCAAGGCUUGCAUUUCUAUUGGGAAUCAGAACUUUGAGGUGAAGGCAGAUGACCUGGAGCCUAUAGUGGAGCUGGGGCGAGGUGCGUAUGGGGUGGUAGAGAAGAUGAGGCACGUCCCCAGCGGGCAGAUCAUGGCGGUGAAGAGGAUCCGGGCCACAGUAAAUAGCCAAGAGCAGAAACGGCUACUGAUGGAUUUGGACAUUUCCAUGAGGACAGUGGACUGUCCGUUCACCGUCACCUUUUAUGGCGCGCUCUUCCGGGAGGUAGGUGGUAGAUCAAUUCAAAGUUUAAGAACUAUAGAUUCAGCCGACUCCAAUGAAAAUGCCUCACCUUGCGAUCUCAGGCUAAGGAUAAUAAAACUGGGCAUACUUAACAUUCAAUUUCUUUCUAGCCAUGUGGUAAAUAAAUCUUUGUUUCUCUUGCAGAUCGUAAAAGCAUUAGAGCAUUUACACAGUAAGCUCUCCGUCAUUCAUCGAGAUGUCAAGCCUUCUAAUGUGCUCAUUAAUGCUCUGGGCCAAGUGAAGAUGUGCGACUUUGGAAUCAGUGGCUACCUGGUGGACUCUGUCGCUAAAACAAUUGACGCAGGUUGCAAACCGUACAUGGCCCCUGAAAGAAUAAACCCAGAGCUCAAUCAGAAGGGAUACAGUGUGAAGUCGGACAUUUGGAGUCUGGGCAUCACAAUGAUUGAGCUGGCCAUCCUCCGGUUUCCCUAUGAUUCGUGGGGAACUCCUUUUCAGCAGCUCAAACAGGUGGUGGAGGAGCCAUCGCCGCAACUCCCGGCAGACAAGUUUUCUGCAGAGUUUGUUGACUUUACCUCACAGUGCUUGAAGAAGAAUUCCAAAGAACGGCCUACAUACCCAGAACUCAUGCAACAUCCAUUUUUCACCCUACAUGAAUCCAAAGCAACAGAUGUGGCAUCUUUUGUAAAACUGAUUCUUGGAGACUAAAAAACAAUGGACUUAAACCAGUUGACCCUGCUGUGGAUUGGUGGGUUUCAGGGUGAAGCAAGUUCACUACAGCGCCAAUAGAAAGUCAUCUUUGAGAUCAUUUAACCCUGCCUCUCGGAGGGUUUUCUCUCCCCAUUUUCUUUUCUCCCCCUCAUCCAAAGGGGGCUUUGGAAUCUAUAGUAUAGAAUGAACUUUCUAGAUGGAUGAAAUACGAUAAAGGCUUAGGACUUCAAAGGUGAUUAAAUAUUUAAUGAUGUGUCAUAUGAGUCCUUAAGCUUCUCCGACUUCUCUUGUUCUUUACAAAAUGAAUGCAUUGGUCCUGGCAAAAAGGUGCUACCGUAGUGAUGAAAUUAUAAGUAGAUGUGUAGCGUGUCCCGUUUAUUAUUUUAAUAUUUAUGUUUUAAGUGCUUGGUUGAAAAGAUGCCAUUUUAUGCAAGAAGGGAGAUACAAAGGACAGGUUGGGUUAGCAAUAUUUAUAGGGCUUCUAUUUUUUAAGUUCAAUCGUGUCUGUGGUCCAGAAGAAAUUAUUUAAUAUGCAUCUUUAAGAAUAUUAUAAAAAUAUCAAAAAGGA
Otolemur garnettii (small-eared galago) is the source of this 1666-nucleotide messenger RNA. RefSeq names its product mitogen-activated protein kinase kinase 6 (gene MAP2K6). The annotation marks the transcript as partial. Gene Ontology annotation, biological process: protein phosphorylation; MAPK cascade. The record is from RefSeq and is a predicted model, not a curated record. The transcript has 12 exons. Lineage: Eukaryota; Metazoa; Chordata; Mammalia; Primates; Galagidae. Gene Ontology annotation, molecular function: MAP kinase kinase activity; ATP binding.